GUGAUUAGUCGACAUGAUUGCCGUCCAGAAUUACAAGUCCUCGGUACGGAACAAGAGGCAGUUGUGGCAGAAGGUUCAAUGGGGCGUCCUGCUGACCCUCAUGGUCCUGAUUUACGGGUCUCAUGCUCCGCUUAUCUCGGUGACCAAAGUUAACGGUCUCGUUCCCUUUAACGCUUCAUCGUGUGUUAUCUUGAUCGAGUCAGCCAAACUCCUCAUCUCACUGAUCACUUUGGUGCUCACUGAUGGAGCGGCAGCCUUGCGUGCUCCUCCGUCUCUCUUGCUUGUGGCUCCGUACGCCAUCCCAGCCGUCCUUUAUGCCCUGAACAAUAAUCUGGUCGUCCACAUGCAGGCGUACAUGGACCCCAGCUCCUUCCAAGUCCUGAGCAACCUCAAAAUUGCCUCCACCGCACUGCUGUAUUCCCUCUGUCUGAGCAAAACGCUCCGAAAAGGUCAGUGGGUGGCUCUGGGACUCCUCAUGUGCGCGGGAGUGUGUCAGAGCUACACCAGCCUGGACACAGAAGGAGGAGAAGCUGAUGGAUCCAGCCUGUACAUCACAGUUUGGGGACUUCUUCUAGUCUUUGUCUACUGCUCUGUGUCAGGACUGGCAGCUGUUUAUACCGAAAAGAUCUUGAAGAGUCAGAAGCUUCCUCUGAGUCUGCAGAAUCUUUACCUCUAUGUGUUCGGUGUUGUCAUCAACGGCAUGUUGCUGCUCCCCGCCCUGGCCACUGAAAGCAGUUUUUUGGAUGGAUUCUCCUCUGCAGUUUGGGCCAUUGUUAUUGGACAGACUGCGAACGGAUUACUGAUGUCGGUGGUGCUGAAGCACGGCAGCGGUAUCACCAGACUCUUUGUCAUUUCCUGCUCCAUGCUUGUCAACGCUCUGCUCUCCUGGGCUUUUUUAGGGCUGCAGCUCAGCUUGUUUUUCCUCCUGCCUGUUUCUCUGGUGGGACUGGCUGCCUACCUCUACUAUAGAUAGCGCCGAUCAUGUAAUAUGCAUAUUCAAUGCCUUCAUUUGCCUUUAAAGAAAAUGACUCGCCUGAUAAAGCAAGGGAGUGUGAGGGUUGCGAGUUCUGUUUUUGAGCAACACCAGCUGAGAAAUGUGUCAGUGAAAACUCCUCCAGUUUCAGUGCAGCUUCAAACUCAGGAUGUGGGAAACAAUGCUUUUUAUUAUUCAUAAUUCAAUUAUUUUCAGUAUGUAUUGAUAGAAAAGCUUCAAGGGAGUUAGUUGUCUGCCUACAAUUGUUUUCCAUUUCUUUUAUUAAUAUUAAUGUUGCUGUGCAGCAUUGUGUGUUCAAACAUCCUGCAGUGGUCAUACGAUUAUGAUAUGGAGUACAUAACGUGUAAUUCCCAAAAAUAUAUCUGAAUAUAAGGCUGUGAAAGCUGUUACUGUUAAUAUUGAGAAAAGAUUAAAAACCUUAAGUGCAGUUCAUGUUGUCUGUUUU
This is a messenger RNA of Synchiropus splendidus (mandarinfish), 1439 nucleotides long. RefSeq names its product solute carrier family 35 member A4 (gene slc35a4). NCBI's taxonomy places the organism in Eukaryota, Metazoa, Chordata, Actinopteri, Syngnathiformes, Callionymidae. Gene Ontology annotation, cellular component: Golgi membrane. The record is from RefSeq and is a predicted model, not a curated record. The coding region runs from base 14 to 973 and encodes 319 amino acids. Gene Ontology annotation, molecular function: pyrimidine nucleotide-sugar transmembrane transporter activity. The transcript has a single exon. Gene Ontology annotation, biological process: pyrimidine nucleotide-sugar transmembrane transport.